AUGCAAAGAUCAGGAGAAAUUCCAGGGAUGUCAUCUAGCGAAUACCCUAUAGCUUUUCUAUACUUCCUAAGCUCACAGAGAAGCAAAGCAAGUUCAACAUUGUUCAGAUCAGCAUUCACUAUCACAGGGUAUGUAGAGUUAGGUCCCAGAAAAAAUAAAGAUAAAGUUCAAUUUUUCCCGCACAAUCCCAAUCCCAAUGGUCCGGAUGGGAUGAUCAACUCUGAAGACGAAGAGAAGAUAAAGCUGUUUCAAGAACGGUAUGGCCGGGAUAAGGAAUUUCCGGACAUUUCCGAGCAGCUAAGUGAAAGCUCAAAAGCAUGGAACUGA
Molecule: messenger RNA, 327 nt
Organism: Microthlaspi erraticum
Lineage: Eukaryota; Viridiplantae; Streptophyta; Magnoliopsida; Brassicales; Brassicaceae
Source: the annotation of a GenBank genome assembly